AUGGCCAGGGACAGCUCAGUCAUGGAGCAGCUGGUCCUGGUGCUGGGCGCUCUGUUGCUGGUGGCCGAGGUGGCCGCAGGCGCCAACCUGAGCUGCUACCAGUGCUUCAAGGCGACGGAGUUGGAGCUGUGUGUACCAACCCAGUGCGGGCCUGAGGACACCAUCUGUCUCUCUCUCAUUGUCCUCAUCUGGACUUGUACCAUCAGCGACUCCGGCAAGUACCGCGUGGCCAUCAACCCCUGCACCACCAGCACCAUCUUCUGCCAGUGCUGCUCCCAGAGCCUGUGCAACCAGACAUCCCCCGCACAGCACUGGGCCUGUGCCCCACACCUGCUGCUGCUGGCCCUGGGCCUCGGGCUCCACUGGCCCCUGCUGUGA
Sorex araneus (European shrew) is the source of this 378-nucleotide messenger RNA. RefSeq names its product lymphocyte antigen 6 family member L (gene LY6L). Bases 1 to 378 code for a protein of 125 amino acids. The record is from RefSeq and is a predicted model, not a curated record. NCBI's taxonomy places the organism in Eukaryota, Metazoa, Chordata, Mammalia, Eulipotyphla, Soricidae. Gene Ontology annotation, cellular component: plasma membrane. The transcript has 2 exons.